CCGGUUUCCGCAUCCAUUGCAGGAAGAGGGUCUCUCUACCAUGGUCAGCAACUCGAACACCAAGGGCGUCAACUUCGCCUCGUUCGUUCCCCACCACAACGUGCCAGAGUCGGACGUGGAAGAAGCUACGGAGACAGCCGCGAAACCUCCCACUCACGGGGUGCCCGAAGACGGAUCGGAGAAAAUGCCACACUCUGUCGAACUCGUCAAUGCACCGACGGAUCGCAUGAAGAGACUCGCUAGUGCUCCCACCGUCUGUACCUUGCGGGACCAUUUUACGCUCCCCAUCGCCUCCAGUACUGUCCGCUAUCGCCAAACGCAAGGCGCCGCGAGAGUAAUCCAGGGCGGGGAUGCACAGUACGUGCUGGAAGAAACCGUCAACAGGAAUACCGAACAGCGGGAGAUAUCAAUUCGUCGUAUUCACGAUACUUCGGAAGGGGUGCGAUUUUUGCGGGCUACCUAUGCUACUGUUACGGCCUUUUGGACGGGCUUUCUCUUUGUCUUUUGUCUGCAAGUCCUAUUGUUCCUUGUGCUGGAUCUGGCAAUUGAGGUGGGAGCGACAUCCAAACAGGAAGCCAAUUGGGGAGCCGCAAUGGGAGUUAUUUUCAGUAUCAUUCCUUUUGUCUAUGGUUUGUCUUCGGCGUUGGUGAUUGCUGGGGCCUACAUCCAAGACACAUUUCGGGGACACCCCUUGAUUCGCAACUUUACUUUUCGCAAACUCAGUCCGGUGGCAGUGGAAUGGAUUUUCUUUACCUUCUUUUUAGGUGCUCCAAUUUUCAUUCUGUGCUGCAGCCUUCUCAGUGGCUCGGACAGCUGGUGGGAGAUUACCUCAUUGUUCUGGUUUGCCUCUGUCUUGGCGUUUUACGUCAUUUUCGCAGGCAACGUCAUUUGGUACGAACUACGAGCCUGUUGGGAAGUGACCAGGAAUUUGCGUGACGACGACAACGAUGACUUUUGGCACGUUGUGUAUCGUAGUAUCCGUUCGCGACAACGAGCUGUCUACAGCGGUCGCAAAAGUGUCACGUACUUGAGCAUGGGAUCAAUUCGAGACGCGGAGUUUACCGAUUCCUUGUCAACCCGUAAGUUGCAAGUGGAUGGAACCAUGGUGGAAAAAAUUGGCCUUCGAAGCAAGGCUACGGAAUGGAAAAUCUGGUCUGACUUGGGCUUCUACAAGGAACUCGACCAACCGGAACGCUUUUUUACCAUAGACGAUGCGCGUGAUGUGCGUCCAUACUUAACGUCGUAUACAUGGAAUCUCGAAAAGGUGUUUUGCCGCCCCAGAGACUCUCGUUACAUUGCCAUUGUCAAGGGUCCUGGAGCCGUAACCCGCGCACAGAUGAAGGCGUCUUUUAUUUGCUCUCUCUUGGGAACAUUUCUCAUGUUCUUCGUGCUAUUUUCGGCCUUGAUUUAUUUGGAACUGGGCGGCGCUUUUACAACCUUGAUUUUAGCCGCUGGUGUGCUUGUCUGUUACCCGAGUUUCGUUUCGACGUUCCGACUCUACCGUGCGACUCAGCGGCUCGUCUUUGCGCGAUCACAAGCCAAGGACUCUGACGAAUCGGACGAUGAAGAGAAAGAAGAGGAUGGCAUGGCGGCGAGCAAGGGUAUUUUUCUCGUCCAUGAACAGUAUCGCAUCAAUGUUGCCACGGACCGUCUCUGCUUUCUCAUGUUUGCCAUCGAAGUUAUGCUGAUGCUCGUUUGGCCACUGGCGUCACUUUAUAGUGUAGGCAACUGGACUUUGGCAUCUCUGUUUGUAAUUGUUGCCGGUAUUUCGGGAGUCCGGUACUAUAUCAGCGCGGCUGUUGUGUUGGAAGAAACGGGUCACCUCGAUUUGGUAGACGGGAAUACCGACGAAGAACGCUGGCAAAAUCAAUCACGACUGAACGAAAUUGUUGGAAACAUUACAGUAGGACGUUCGCGGGGUGCGUGGAUGUCUGUAUUGGGAACCUUUGGUUUUGUUGUCUUGGCGCUUUUUGUUGGUGCCGUCGGUACAAACCAAGAAACCACGGCCGCCGUUGCUGGCGUCGGCAAUACAUACUUGCCCAGCAACGAAUUUGUCUAUCAGCAAAAGGACUCUUUGCGGUACCCGACUUGUGCUUUGACAAGCGCUGCUGUUGAUCAAACUCCGUUGAACACCAUGGCGGACUACACAUUCUUGGCAGGUCUCGCUUACAGCGGUGACCAGGUUGCUUCCGAAGCUAUCGCGCAGUGGUUCAGUGAGGGGGCGAUCUUGCAAGACACUGUCGUCGCAGAAUACCGAAAUAGGACUGGUGUUUCGUCGGCCGUGUCCUUCAAGCUAUUCACCUUCCCUAGCUCAGCUGACUUUGCUAUUGUUUCCAUUCGAGGGACGCAAAACAACUGGGAUAUGCUCACGGAUGCACAAUUAUGGAGCUCAGCAGCUUUGAUGCAAUUUCUUCGAGAAUUACUCCCUUUCGGAGAGAUAUGGACACCAAUUAUGGACAGUCUCAUCAAUAUUAUUACAAGUAUUGAGAGCGAAAGUAUCGAAAGAGUAUCGUUCUACAAGGAUACGACACGGUUCGUCCAAUUUUUACAGAACCAAUCGGACGUUUAUAGUGGUGUAGCCGUAACUGGUCACUCCCUUGGCGGCGGUCUGUCAAUCAUCACGGGUGCCAUUGCUGGUGUACCGGCAGUAGCCCUGUCAGGCCCAAACGCCAUGCUUUCUCGCAAAUCAUUUGAUCCUCAAGUCUCUGCUGAACAGUUAAACAGCAAAACGUUCAACAUAAUUCCGGAACGUGAUGUUGUACCGAUGAUUGACGAUCCUGCCCAAAACUACCAGUCGAUUCGCUGUGAAGCAGAUUUUGCAGACUUUAUCGGGUGCCACGAUUCCACCCGAUCCCUCUGCGAAAUUCUCUACACUUGUGGCAAUGACAAUCGACCAAUUCCUUGUGAAUGCCAUACCUUGUACAACUACCCGCAGCCGAUCCAAACGGCUGCAAGCAACCGCACCUUUGCCGAAGCCUGCGGCCUUGCAGAGGCGUAGAAACAUUGCCAAUGUUCGCAAAGACAACGCGAGGCCGAGCUGCAUCGAAUGCAUGAAUGAAUGUAGUGCACGUAUGUCAGUUAUACGAUAGUUUUAAGUGUUACGUGUGAACC
Molecule: messenger RNA, 3111 nt
Organism: Phaeodactylum tricornutum CCAP 1055/1
Lineage: Eukaryota; Bacillariophyta; Bacillariophyceae; Surirellales; Neidiaceae
Exons: 3
Coding region: 41-2998 (985 amino acids)
Biological process (GO): lipid metabolic process
Source: RefSeq, a predicted model, not a curated record